AUGUCUACUGUCAAAACUCUUGUUGCUGUGGAAGUCAAGACUGGAUGGCCCCUAUUUCAAUUGGAUGUUAAUAAUGCUUUCUUGUAUGGUGACGUGGUUGAGAAAGUAUAUAUGAGGCUUCCUCCUGGUUUGUCUGUUUCUUCCCCACCUUCUUCUGCCCCUUUAGUGUGCAAAUUGCAGAAGUCUCUUUAUGGUUUGAGGCAAGCAUCCAGGGGUUCAGGUGAUUCUUUGGUUAUUAUAGUUGUGUAUGUGGAUGACAUUGUCUUAACUGGGACUGAUUUGUAUGAGAUUACUGCUUUAAAGUACUUUCUACAUGACCGAUUUAAAAUCAAGGAUUUGGGGCUGCUUAAUUAUUUUCUUGGGAUUGAGAUGUUGUACACUCCAUUCGGGGUUUUCCUUCAUCAGAAGAAAUUUAUCAAUGAUUUGCUAAAGGAGUUUCAUUGUGAUGUUUGUACCCCUGUUGUCUGCCCUCUUGAAUUGAAUGAGAAACUAAAGGCCUCUGUUGGUGAGCCUUUGCCCAAUCCUGAAGUCUACAGAAAUCUCAUACGGAAGUUGAAUUUUCUCACUCUCACCAGGCCAGACCUCUCAUUUGCUGUGCAACACCUUAGCCAAUUUAUGCAGAAACCUUGUGUUCCUCAUACGAAAUCUGCCCUCCACCUCCUGAGGUAUCUGAAUGGUACUUCUGAUCCUGAGAUUUUUCUUAAUAACUCCUCAUAUUUUUCUGUCCAGGUUUAUUGUGAUAGUGAUUGGGGACCUUGUCCUGAUAGCAGAAGAUCAGUGACUAGUUUCUGCAUCCUGUUAGGUGGCAGUUUGGUUUGCUGGAAAUCUAAGAAGCAGGCGGUUAUCUCUCUUUCUUCAGCUGAAGCUGAAUAUAGGUCUUUGAGCAAGGUUGUGGCAGAGGUUACAUGGUUAGCUAGACUUUUGGUUGACUUUGGCAUUACUGAUCUCUCUUCUAUUCCUAUUUAUUGUGAUAACCAGACUACAAUUCACAUUACUAAGAACCAUGUGUUCCAUGAAAGGACCAAGCAUAUUGAGCUGGAUUGUCACUUUGUUCGCACCAAGCUGGCUGAUGGUUUGGUUACCCAGCUCUAUACUUCCAGUUCCACUCAAAUGGCUGAUGAUGUUGCUCUGGCGAUUGUUUCGAUGAGGCCAAUUCUUCUUGGUCCAAUAAUGGAGAAGCUAUCGUUGACCCCAGAAAAAUAUGGAACAAGUCGUAGAUUUUAUGUCCAGACAUUGGAUGAUCGUGCUCUUUCACCCGAUGUCCAAGAAAAGCUUGUAAGGAAAACACUCCUGAAG
Molecule: messenger RNA, 1296 nt
Organism: Nicotiana tabacum (common tobacco)
Lineage: Eukaryota; Viridiplantae; Streptophyta; Magnoliopsida; Solanales; Solanaceae
Source: RefSeq, a predicted model, not a curated record